AUGCUGGCCUCCUUUACCGCUUUUACACUGAUACUGGCGCGGAUCGCCACCAUCUCGGCCGAGCGUACUCCCAGAGAAGUCCCAUGGUCAGACAAGACAUUUGGACCCGACGGACCAUGGCGAGCUAUACAUGCAAAAAUCGGCGAACACAAGCAGGAUGUCGAUUUAUUUCCUGGAAGUGACUGGGAGACGUGGUUGAUCGAAGAAACAUACUGUGGAAAGGGGGCUUGCUCUGCUUCGAGAGCUGGCACCUACGACACGUCCGUCGCCACUACAGGAGGAAUCCAGUGGAAGGCAGCUCUCGAGAAUUAUAUGCGCGGGGUGAAUUUGGAAGGCGAAGGUGGCACGGCGUAUCAAGAUGAUAUCGAGUUGGACGGAAUAACGGUGAAAAAUGCAAGUCUUGCUGUUCUUGGAACGUCGACACCACAGAAGAUCAAGUACCCCGGUGGUAAGACAGCAGAGUUCACUGCUGGCUGUCUAAGCCUAGGAGGGAGGAGAGAAACGAACCAGAGCUUCUUCGUUGGCGAUAAUUUCCCAACCAUUAAUGCAAGUCUUCCAUCAGGUUGGCUAUGGGACAACGGAUAUACCGAGUCGUAUUCGUUCGGUAUGCAUAUCGGAUCAGCACAACCUGCUACCAGGGUACCGGGCUCACUGUGGUUCGGGGGCUAUGACCAGAACCGUGUCGUGGGAGAGAUCCUGAGCAUGAAUGGCGGUCCAAGAGAUGGGAUCACACUACGGGAUAUCAGCAUCGAUGUGGUGGGAAGCAAGUCUCCAUUUGAGUUCCGGUCCAAAGGCGGUCUACUUGCUGAGGGAAACUCCUCUAUUGGUACCUCCUUCAAGGUAUUAGUUGACGGCUGUUCACCGUACUUGACCCUCCCCGAGUCAACCUGCAACAGUAUCGCCUCUCAUCUUCCUGUCAAGUACAGCAAGGACCUUGGUUUGUACCUUUGGGACACCGAAUCGGAUCAGUACCUGGAGAUCAUCUCAUCAGCCACGACACUUACCUUUGAGUUCAUCUCGACAUCCAAUACCAACCCCGUCAAAAUCCGUGUUCCGUUUAUGCACCUCAACCUAACCCUCGAAGCACCUCUGGUAGAUGAUCCAAUACCAUACUUCCCUUGUCACGUUAAUGGUGGUGACCGAUGGGUUUUGGGACGAGCGUUCCUCCAAGAUGCUUUCAUCGGGGCUAAUAUGCGCCGCGGUGUAGACACAUGGUGGUUAGCUCAGGCUCCAGGUCCCAACAUCCAGGCAACUGCGAACCCUGUUACGAUUGGUGAGAUGGACAAUACAGUUAGGAAAGGUGGGAAUGACUGGAACCAGUCCUGGACAGGAUAUUGGAACAAUGAAGAAGCGCCUCCGAGUACUCCCAGUUCCGCGGCCGAUGAUGUUGAUGAACCAAAGGAGGACGAGAAAGAAGUUGGUAUGUCGAUAGCUGCGAAAGCUGGUAUCGGUGCUGGAAUUGCUGCUACUGUGAUAGCUCUUGGAGCGGGCGUCUUCCUGUAUCGGCGUCGACGUCGAGGUCAGACUACCCCAGCCACUGAGGCCCCGGCCUAUGAACAGAACGUCAUGCAACAGCAUUACAUCGAUACAAAGCCUCAAGAGCUAGCCCAACGGUCACCCCAAGAACUACAUGGAAACGAGGUGUUUAUGCCAAGGCCCCAUCAGCGCUUUGAGCUUCCUUGA
Messenger RNA from Fusarium poae, 1683 nucleotides. RefSeq lists its product as uncharacterized. The transcript has a single exon. Lineage: Eukaryota; Fungi; Ascomycota; Sordariomycetes; Hypocreales; Nectriaceae. The record is from RefSeq and is a predicted model, not a curated record. Bases 1 to 1683 code for a protein of 560 amino acids.